UGGCCCAACUCUCCGAAGCCCGAUGGGAGCAUCUUUCUCUUACCUAAUACGAUGCCACGAAACAUCUAGAGAUCUCGUUGUGGGCUCUAUUUCUUGAAUAGGCUAUAGCAAAACUAGGAAAAGCACAAGACGCUUCUAGAAUUCUGAUUCCACCUUCAUACUCACACAUGACUACUCGCUUCCGUGCCUGACUGUCACUGUGCGACCUGCUUAGAUGGGAAGAUUUUCUGCGCAGAUCCCAAUCCAGCUCGGGACGUUCCCUGACCGUGCCCCGAAACAGUACAUGCCUCCCGAUUUAUAUGUGAGACCUUCCUUGAUCGUGUUUGUCCCCCUUCCUCAGGUUUUACUUUUCAUCUGUUGAUAGUGUUCGCAUUCUUCGCGUCGUUUCUUGGAGCUAUGGAUAGCACCUCAAAUCAAGUCAUUUCAUCGAAUUCAAGGUCCUUCAUGGCGUGCUCUGGGAAACAAUCUUCUUUAGUCACGAAGCUCGAAUGCCUACUCAAACGCAUUCAAUGGUUCAAUGUAGCUGUCGUUACAUUAAUGCCCGCGACAGCUGUCUACGGCUCAUAUACCACAGCAUUGCGAUCGCCAACAUUGAUGUUCUGUGCUCUGUGCUAUCUGUUAAAUAUGAUCGGAGUUACCGCCGGAUAUCACAGACUUUGGUCACAUCGUUCAUACAACGCGUCAUGGCCUCUUCAAUUAUUCUUGGCUAUUGCGGGUGGGGCCGCUGUUCAGGGAUCAAUCCUAUGGUGGUCUCGCGGCCACCGUGCACAUCAUCGAUACACCGAUACUGACCUAGACCCCUACGGUGCUCAUCUCGGACUAUGGCACACGCACAUUGGAUGGAUGCUCGUAAAGCCCUCGACCAAACCCGGCGCGGCGGAUACGAGCGACCUCAAACGAAACCCAAUCGUUCACAUGCAACAUCGGUACUACUUUCCUCUUGCGAUCUUCUUCGGUCUUAUCCUUCCCUGUUGCGUACCUGGGUUGCUGUGGGGUGACUGGCGCGGGGGAUUCUUUUACGCGGGUUGCUCACGCUUGACCUUCGUACACCAUUCCAUCUUUAGUGUGAACUCGGUGGCCCACUGGCUGGGAGAGACGACAUAUGAUGACAAGCACACCCCUCGGGACCAUCUUCUCACAGCUUUACUUACAUUGGGGGAAGGCUACCACUGUUUCCACCACCAGUUUCCGAUGGACUACCGUAAUGCGUUCAGGUGGUACCAGUAUGACCCGACCAAAUGGUUCAUAUGGGUCUGCAGCAAGCUGGGUUUCGCAUCACAUCUAAGGACUUUCCCGGAGAACGAGAUCCGUAAGGGUGCACUCACGAUGCAGCUCAAAAGGCUGAAGGAAGAAGAAGACUCGCUUCAGAAGCCUCUUGACUCGACGAACCUUCCGGUGAUUAGUUGGGAAUCAUUCCAGGACCAAGCGAAACAUCGGCAUCUUCUCCUGGUCUCUGGUUUUAUUCACGACAUCGGGACCUUCUUAGACGAUCACCCCGGUGGACGUCCCAUCGUUGAGUCGAUGGUAGGAAAGGAUUCCACGACCGCCUUCUUUGGCGGCGUUUACGAUCACUCGAACGCUGCCCACAACCUCCUGGCUACCAUGCGCGUGGGCGUUCUGCAUGGCGGCGUCGAGCAUAUUUCUCAGGAAGCCAUACCUCCUUGGCGACGAUUGAAGAUUGUCACACAAGGUGAAGGUGAUGCUCAAUGAGGUGUAACCUAAGAAGUUGUCGUUAUGUAGAUGCGGUUCUUAGCCAUUGUGGCACACGCCUAUCCAUGCUACUCAUACUCUUUUCGUCAAAAAUGUAUAGUCUAUGUUCGAAGAGC
Molecule: messenger RNA, 1826 nt
Organism: Stereum hirsutum FP-91666 SS1
Lineage: Eukaryota; Fungi; Basidiomycota; Agaricomycetes; Russulales; Stereaceae
Product: delta 9-fatty acid desaturase protein
Exons: 11
Coding region: 445-1710 (421 amino acids)
Biological process (GO): unsaturated fatty acid biosynthetic process
Cellular component (GO): endoplasmic reticulum membrane
Molecular function (GO): stearoyl-CoA 9-desaturase activity; heme binding; iron ion binding
Source: RefSeq, a predicted model, not a curated record